AGACGCUUCGUUUCUGGCCCCCAAACCCAGAAAACAAAAACGGAAUCUCUAUUUACUACUUCCCUUUUGCCCCAAAACAAUGGCGAAUGAGUUCCUAAACUUUCCUCCAAAUUUGGAUGAUGGUGAACUUUGGCUCCCGUCUGAUAUUUUCCUCAACGACGUCCCUUCCAAAAUCAAGCCCCACCUUCACCACCAUAACUCCCGUCGUCUCCCUUUCUCUUGCAUGGAAGACUUAGCUUCUCGUUUCGCCGCGCUUAAACUUCCUAAACAUCACCAAAAACUAUCCAAAGCCGUCAACUUUGAGAGGGUUCAAGAACCGGUUUGUUACGGUACGGUUAAUAGGAGUGGUUUGGAAGCGGGUCAAAGCUUUUACGGUUUCAGAAGCGGCCCUUUUCUUGGAGGGACCAAACCGGUUUAUGAAUGUCAGUUCGUGAAACCAACUCAAGCUCAGGUUGAGAGCUACGUUGAAGCCAGAGCUAGGGUUCUGCAAAGGCUACAAAACCGGCUUUUUCAAAACCGGGAUUUGCCAUUUCAAGCAAAUGGUUUUAAUAAUUAUAAGCACAGGUUAGGCGGUGGUUUGGUGAGAACAUCCGGAGGCACUGGAGUUUUUCAUCCUCGCGUUCUUAACAGUACUUUUGAUUCCGAAAAGAAACAAGGUCUGAGAAAUAGGCAAUCACAAGAGAUUCAAGUUAGCCGAGAGAUGAAGGCCAUGAAAGGGGUCAGUAUUGUGAAACAAGAGGAUUGCCAUUAUCAUCUUCCUCCAGAGAUGGGGUUUCCUAGGGACUGGAUUUAGUCACCUUCAAUCUUCCAUUUUGCUUGCAUGUGAUUUGCCAUGAAAAGAUACUGAUAAAUGACUGAAUAAGACGAGAGAAUGAAGUCGAUAAAGAAGAUAGAAGGUGAAAUAAACUUGGGUUUCUUGCAAACUUGAAAAAGAGGCAGGAUGCUUUUGUAGUUACUAGUUAGUAUGGUGGUAUAGUAGUGUGCCCUUGGCUUGGUCUAGUUUUGUAGAGAUAAAUAAAAAAUGCUUUUGAAAGGGGUUCACGUUGAGGAAUUGGCCUGUUUUGUCACCCUUUUGUAUUUUUUUUUUGUUAGA
Hibiscus syriacus is the source of this 1093-nucleotide messenger RNA. RefSeq lists its product as uncharacterized. The record is from RefSeq and is a predicted model, not a curated record. The transcript is spliced from 4 exons. The coding region runs from base 80 to 793 and encodes 237 amino acids. Lineage: Eukaryota; Viridiplantae; Streptophyta; Magnoliopsida; Malvales; Malvaceae.